Messenger RNA from Parnassius apollo (apollo), 1731 nucleotides. NCBI's taxonomy places the organism in Eukaryota, Metazoa, Arthropoda, Insecta, Lepidoptera, Papilionidae. The record is from the annotation of a GenBank genome assembly.
AUGAUGAAUCAAUCGCUGCAAUCUCUCUUAAGUGAAUAUUCACACAUUGGACAUUUGUUUGUUGAUUGUAUGAGGAGAAACCCGGACUUUACUUGUCAGAUUGAUGCAGCAACAGGACAGGAAGAAACAAAUGCUUCGGUGCUGUCGCGAUCUAUUCGCCUGGCUCAAGCGCUGAGAAAGUUUGGUCUGCGGCCCGGAGAUGUAUUAGCGUUAGGAGGCAACAACCAUUUGGAUCUUCACAUACCAUAUUACGCUGCGUUAUUAAAUGGCUAUCCAAUAGCAGGCGUAGACCCCUUAUUUAAGUAUAGUGAAUUAAGGUCAUUAUUUAAAAUAACGCAGCCAAAAAUAGCUUUCUGUCAACGUACGUCGCUGGAGGAAUAUGAAAGAGCGGCUCAUGAUUUAGGUCUAGAUAUGAAGAUAGUGACUUUCGAAGAAGGAGAAGGUUCUAUGAAAGAGUUGUUAAGCACAUACGAUAUUAUUGAACCAGAAGCUGAAUUCAAAAUAGCCAAAUUUGACGUUGAUAAAGUAUAUGCAUUCCUAAUAAGCACUAGUGGCACUACGGGCUUCCCCAAAGUAGCAGCCUUCAAACAUCGAAUUACAAUGGAAAAGUUUCUUACUUUCAUGAAAUAUUCAAAUAAAAUGAGCACGAUAGGACUAAACUUGUCUCCCGUUCAAUGGAUAUCGGGGAUUUUUAACGCUGUUGCCAUGCCGAUUUCAAGCCAAACCAAGGUACAAACCUCUAGACCGGAUGAUAUCGACCAUUUAAUUGAGAUGAUUAACAAAUACAAGCCCCCCUCGAUGUUUAUGAGUCCGGCUCUGAUGUUGGUACUGUUAAGGCGCUGGGACGAAGUGGACCUCAGUUGUCUAAAGGAGAUCCUCAUAACAGGGGCGAAGACUAACGUGGCUGCCAUAAAUGAACUACGGGGUCGUCUUCAUAAAAACACCAAUAUUAAGGAAGCAUACGGUAUGACGGAGACUUUGGGACCAGUGUUAACUCCAAACGUGAAUGGCCCCGUUGGCAGUUGCGGCAAGCCUACACAUGGCUAUGCCAUAAAGCUAGUAGAUCCUGAUACUGGAUCGGAAAUAAAAGAACCAUACCAAAACGGUGAACUGUUAGCGAAGGGCUUAUGUUUUACGGAAUAUUUGGGAAAUCCAGAAGAGACGAGAAAGUCAUUCACAGAAGAUGGCUAUUUCAAGACCGGCGAUCUUUUGUACAGGGACGAGAAAGACAAUUACUUUUUUGUUGACCGGAUAAAGAUGCUCAUCAAGUUUCGCAAUGUUCACGUAGUUCCGUCAGAGCUAGAGGAAGUAAUACUUCAACAUCAUGGAGUGUUGGAUGUUUGUGUAACUAGUAUACCGCAUCCAGACGACGACGAGCAUCCAGUGGCGUGUGUCAUUCGUAAACCAGAUUCCAUCGUUACCGCACAAGAGAUAAAAGAAUUAGUUAGCAACCACUUGUCAAAGAAUAAGGUGUUAUGUGGGGGUGUCGUGUUCGUCGAUAAAUUACCAAUGACCUCUUCGGAUUUUUCAACUAAAGCUAAGUCGUGUUGGAUUUAUUUUGAGCAACUAACUUACUUUGUUUUUGAAAUACUUACCAAGAUGUUGAAGACAGUUUUCAUUUUGGCAAUAGUUGCAAUGCUGGUUGGUGAGUCAAUUCAACAAGGUGGUGGUGGUCAAGGAGGUAUGGGCGGUGGUCCGCCACCGAAAUUUGGAGGUAUGUAUACUUUUUAA